AUGGCCGUGGAACACAAGCCAGUCGAGGAGACAGACCGCCUUAGUCUCCUGCCAACAGAGCUCCUCAUAGACAUCAUCGACCAUCCGUUGGAGUGGACGCUGGAAGAUAAGGAGCGGGCGGAGUACAUGCGGCUUUUCAAAGAUAUAUUUCAUCCGGGUUUCGACGAUACGUGUGUGGCCGACCAACAACUCGGCGAGGGUUACGAUGGCAUCCUCAAGAUCUUACUUAUGGCUAUAUGCCCUCACCUGAGUAGUGUGAAAUACAUUCUGCGCGACGAGGGCACCAGAGAUGACAGCCUCAAAUGGCUCACUUCGCUCAUCGAAAUGAGUCACCUUGCCGGAUCCUGGGCACCAGGGCUACGCGCUCUUCGUGAGGUCUCCAUCGGAGUGCGCUCCGGAACUUGGCUAGACUACGACCGUAAGGUCAAUCAUCGCCCCGAUCUCCUAGCAAGUCACCUGUUCAUCGACAGCGGAGAGUUUUUGAGUCCAGGGUUCUGCUCAGCCCUCCUCAACGCCCCUCGCUCCCUCAAAACCCUCCGCCUCUGCGGCAACGUCAGAGGUGAUCAGGACUGCUGGCACGAAAUCGACAGAUUCCUGCUCAAAGCACGCAACGCCCAGGCUGAAUCUCUUGAGAGUAUCAUGCUCUACGGAGCGUGGGGGAUGGAAACUGCUCGCAAAUCCGGCUGUGACCUCUACGACAUGUACACGAUACCAGACUUAUGGCAUACACCCGCCGAAGCAGCGCUAGAGUGGAUUAUCUCCCGCCUCCCCGCGUCGAUGGAGGUUCUCUUCUUAGGUAAAUCGGCGGAGCAAAGUGACCCAGAAAAGACAGAGGAUCUCCUCAUCGGCCUUCUCAACUCGGACAGAUUCCCAAAAUUGAAGGCACUUUUCAUCGAGGAUGACGUGGUCCGACGAGAUCGGUGCGGCCGGGCGCGUUGCUCCAACCACGAGCCGCCCAACAAUCUUUACUUCCAGCGCCUCAUAGCCGUCGGCGAGAAGCGCGGGGUCGACGUGGAUUGUACGGCUAGCAGGCCCAGGAAGAGGAUUCACAGCGAAGAGGAUAUCGGGCUCCCUGCUGCCCCGGAUUACACGCCCGCGCUGAAGUCUUUGCCCUUGGACUCCCCGAUCCAUGGUUCCGGCGCGCGAGAGUUCAAUGUGUUUGCGGGCGAGUGGCAGCUCAAGGGGUGCGGUAACUGUGGCGAGUGCGAGAAGUGUUUCCAGGCGUACUCUGAGGAGAGUUGGAAGGCGAGAGGGAAAGGAAUCGAGACAUGA
Messenger RNA from Colletotrichum costaricense, 1272 nucleotides. RefSeq lists its product as uncharacterized. Lineage: Eukaryota; Fungi; Ascomycota; Sordariomycetes; Glomerellales; Glomerellaceae. The record is from RefSeq and is a predicted model, not a curated record. The transcript is spliced from 5 exons. Bases 1 to 1272 code for a protein of 423 amino acids.